UAAAAUUAGAUUGAAGGUUUCCGCCAUGAUUGGUAAAAUAUAACUUUAUAAAAUGGAGCAAAGUAUCAAAUCUCAACGAGGCGGCAAAGUUUGCAAUGUUGAGUUUGAAAAUAGAUCUUCCUGUGUAGCGAGCAUGUACUGGCAUGAUUUUGAAGGCCAAAAAGUAAAAUACGAUGAUGUCAGGCCAAACGGAACGUACAGUAUGAAGACAUAUGAGGGACAUCCAUGGUCAGCCCAAGACCCAGCGACUGGGAAGAUCCUUUCGAUUAACAACAAUUCUGUGUUCUAUCCUCGACACAGUGAGACAGUUUUUAUCGAUAACCCAACAGACAGAGGAGGACAGUACCAGGCCGGCUAUCAACAAGGUCAGCCACCUCAACAUGGACAGUACUACCAACAGCAAUAUCAACAUUAUCAACAGCCAAGCCAACAGUAUGGGGAUUAUGGCAACUACUUUCAACAAAGUGUAUUUAGUACAAAUGCAUGGCAGGCAUUUCAGUUCCAGACUCCAAAUGAGCUUCAGCAAGUUUUCCAAAUGGAAUUGCAAAAGAAUCCUGCUAAUGGUAGAAGACAAGCCAUUCAAGCAGAAGAUUUGUGCAAUAUAAUGAACAACUGUCACACCAUUAGAAAUUUUUUCAGAUGUCAUGAGGGUUAUAUAAACUGGAGCAGAGAACUUUGCAGUAUAAUGAUUUCUAUGUUAGAUAGGUCAGGAGAUGGUUUUAUGCAAUGGAAUGAGUUCCAGGAACUACAACAGUGUCUUGUCCAAUGGUACCAGAUGUUCAAACAGUUUGAUCAUGAUGGGUCAGGGUACAUUGAAGCUAAUGAAUUAGUUAACAUCGUCAGAACUCAGUUCAAAUACAACUUAACACCACAGAGCAUAGAAACAUUAUUGAAAAGAUACUCCAGAGUGAUCAUGUGGGGAGGACAGGAAAAAUGUCUGAUAGCAUUCGAUGAUUUUGUAUCUGUGUCUGUACGACUUAGGGCUUAUACAGAUGCCUUCAGAAAGCGAGAUCAGCUACAAAAUGGUGGAGAUUCUGGAACUUGUACAUUUGCAUAUGAUGAUUUUAUUAGAUGUGUCAUGUGCUUGUAAAAGAAUACAUAUACAUUUGUAUGACCAAAAUAGACAUCAACUGAUUCCAACAAAGACUCAACCUGUUAUGAACUCAACCAUUUUGAUCUAUUCAUUUGUUUACAUUAUACAGAGUAAUACAAGCGUUCAUGACUAUAAUAUUACCUCUGUGCUCUAAGAAAACACAACUCAAAUAUUUAUAUUGUCUUUAUUAAUUCUUGUUUAUUGUUUCUUAAUCUACAUUUUACUAUUUCACCUUAUGUAUUUUUUUUUAGAAAUUUUGAUCAUGUUAAUGUGUUAUGGUACGACAUUGUUUUAUCUAGAUAAAGAUCGUUUUUUACUUGUGGAUGUGAAUUAAUAUUUUAAAAUGACUUACAAUGUAGUGUACAUAAUUCACUGUACGAAUUCAACAGUCAAUGAUGACCAUCUGUA
Mytilus trossulus (common blue mussel) is the source of this 1501-nucleotide messenger RNA. Its product is annotated as calpain-3-like. The record is from RefSeq and is a predicted model, not a curated record. Lineage: Eukaryota; Metazoa; Mollusca; Bivalvia; Mytilida; Mytilidae. Gene Ontology annotation, molecular function: calcium ion binding. The transcript has 11 exons. The coding region runs from base 53 to 1090 and encodes 345 amino acids.